Messenger RNA from Ictalurus punctatus (channel catfish), 2303 nucleotides. RefSeq names its product E3 ubiquitin/ISG15 ligase TRIM25. The transcript has 7 exons. Gene Ontology annotation, molecular function: zinc ion binding; protein binding. The record is from RefSeq and is a predicted model, not a curated record. Bases 144 to 2147 code for a protein of 667 amino acids. NCBI's taxonomy places the organism in Eukaryota, Metazoa, Chordata, Actinopteri, Siluriformes, Ictaluridae.
CAACACGGGCUUCAAACUUUUCCACAACCAUCCUCCGGUUUGCUUGUUGUCCAGAAAAGCUGAAAAGACUCACGCAGCCCAGCCAGGAGACACCAAAUUGUUGUGGAAAUUAGACAACACUCGCAGACUCGUCCUCUGAAGAGAUGGCCUCCAAUUCAUCCAUUAUCCCACUGCUUCUUCCAGAAGAUGAGCUAUUGUGUGCUAUCUGCCAGACGCUCCUGAAGAAUCCUGUGACUAUACCAUGUGGGCACAACUUUUGUAUGACCUGCAUCAGCAAACACUGGAAAUUAGCCUUUGCAUCCAUUUACUGCCCCUACUGCCGCAUAAAGUUCCCCUCAAAGCCGGUCCUAAAGACCAACACAGUUCUCUGUGCAAUCAUGGAGCAUGUUGGGAAGGUGUUUCCAACGUCUGAGAUUGUCUUGGUUCCAGAUGAAAAACCUAUCUGUAACAUCUGUGAGGAGGGAAGGGAGCUAUCAGCAGUCAAGACCUGUGUGACAUGCCUGGCUAGCUUUUGCAGUGUGCACUCCACAUCCCAUAUGAAUAGCCAAGCGCUAGCCAAACACUGCCUGUGCACACCGGUUUCAGACAUCAAGGAUCUGCUGUGUAAGAAGCACAGCAAAGUGCUUGAGGUGUUCUGCAUGAACCAUGGGGCUGCCAUCUGUUGGCAGUGUACAGAAAAGCACCGCAAGUGCAACAUGUGCUCAGUGGAAGGAAUGAGGACAGACUGGAAGGCUGCACUCGAGCCAGUGGCAACAGAAGCUCAGGACAGAAAGAAGGCCACUAGUGAACUCUUGGAAGCUCUGAAUACUAUUUCAGAGGGUAUAAAGAAUACUGCAGUAAAGAUGACUGAAGAUAUGCAGCUCUGCUUUGAAGCACUGAUGAACACCAUUAACCAUGCCCAGGACAGAGCCAUAUCCUUUAUAGAAGCAGAGAAGAUGGAGGCUCUCCAAAAAACAGAAAAGCAGAAGGAACGGUUGGAUGAUCAUUUGCUUUCCAUAUCACUGCUCAUGGAUAAGAUUGAUGAGUGCAUAAACAAUGAUUCGUACUUCAACUUUCUUCUGCCUCUACCACUACUGCCUGCAGAGGUUGGUCAACUGCAGGAUGUUCAACUGGAUGGUCAAGCUGUGGAGAGGAUGAUAUUAGAUAUUCAACAACUUAACAGUAGUCUGGAAUCUCAGCUCAGCACCAUGCUGCAGAGAAGAGAGGAAAUACGAGAGAAAGAUAUGACAUCAGAUGACUUCAGAGUUGUCAGCGGCCGCAGCAAAAAACGCAGCAACCUUUUGAAAUAUUCCAGCGGAGUGACCUUUGAUCCAGUUACUGCUAGUGCAUCUGUGAUUCUCUCUGAGGAUGACCUGGCUGUCACAGUGGACCACAAUGGGUUACUUACCUGGAAAGACUACCAAGUCAACAAGGAGAUAGGCUUCAGGGUCCUGUGCUCUCAAGAGUUUAGCAGUGGGCAGCACUACUGGGAGGUUCAGACGCCGGAGGACGAAGACAGCAACUGGGCGGUGGGUGUGACGUACAAAAACAGUCACAACCAUUACCAGAGCUUGGGCCAAGACAGCAGCUCCUGGUGUGUCAGGUGGCAGAACAAAGUGGAAGACAAGGAUAAUGACAAGUUGGCUAACAAUAUGGAAGGAACAAAUGAUGGUGAAGUAAUAUUACCAAACUCACUGGCUAAGGAAGGUGCCAUAAAAUUCAAGGUGCCCAAUCUGGAAUCAAAGAAAAAUAAAUUGGAAGCAUACCUGAAAGAUGAUAAGAGCCAUGAAGGUCUUCCACAGGACAAGAACAAAAGAGAAAGAAACCAAGCUCUGUUGGAAGAUGUAGCAGAAGGAGAGGAAAAAGUGUCUGAUUUAACAGAGGAGAACAAAUGCACUUUAACAACUAUGCAGGAGGACAAAAAUAUCCCAAAACAGUCAGGCACUGGAUUCUUUGCCUCCCAUCAGCAGGAGAUGAACCUGAUCUCGCAGAUUCCCCCUAGGAAGAUUGGUGUGUUGUUGGACUUUGACAGAGGGUGGCUGUCGUUUUUCUUGGUGUCCAACUCUAAAGUCAAGCUCUGCUACAGGUUUCAGGCCCUGUUUUCUGCUCCCCUCUGCCCCAGCAUAUGGCUAAGAGAUCCAGACAGCACAAUGAUUAUUAGCAAAUGACUCGAAACAACAAUGCAGUAGUGCCAGCUGCAAGGAAUGUAUAUUUCUAAUGUUUUAUUGUUUCUAUAGUAACAGUUUACUCAAUCACAUGUGUGGUGUCUGUUCCAUGUCAACAGAUUUUUAAAAAAUUAAUAAACUUGUGUAAUUGUUGAUACA